AUGAUGCUUCUUCUUCUUGUGAGCCUUGUUGCUUUGCAAGGUUUUGUAUUACCAAUCUGCUAUUGCCAGACCAAUACUCCUCAGAAUAUUGAAACAUUUUAUCCAAUUCAAACUCAAGAACCACCCCUCCCAAUCCAACCUCCUGAGUCACCACCAAAGCCACAUGCACCACCUCCAUCACCAGGACCAGUGGCUGCAACAACAACCUUUUCAUCAAGCAGUAAGGUAGGGACAGCAGUAGCUGCAACUGCAGCAGGUACUAUUGUUGUUUCUGGUUUGGUUUUCUUCUUGGUUAGAAGGUGCUUCAGAACAAGGAAGAGGAAGGAAACCACAAACAGCACUGUUUCUGCUGUAGAUAGGCGUGUUACACCUCAGGUUGAGGUGUUUGAGAGAGUGGAAGGAAACGUGAAGGGACUGAUCGUUGAUGAGGAUGGUUUGGAUGUGAUUUAUUGGAGAAAACUUGAAGGUAAAAAAUUACCAGAAAAGAAUUUCCAAAGGGAGGUGUUGGAUUUUCCCAAAGACAAAGAAGAUGAUCACGAGGGGCAUUUAGUGAAAAGAUAUGAAUCCAUUCAAGAAACUCCUCUUCUUCGAGAGAGAUCUUCAACUUCCCACAUGAAUAUAUUUCUUCCAAAGGAGUCCUACACAAUCAUGAGAAUUCCACCUCCUGCUCCUCCUCCCACUGUUCCUUCUUCAGUUGGAGGCUCUCCUACUCAACCAUCUUCUCCAUCCUUUACCCCUUCAUCACCAAAACCAAUCUCCAAUUUUUUCUCAUCAAUUCCAAACAUUACAAAUUCUGCAACACCGAUUGCCCCUCCCACAGUACCUGAUAAGAAGAAUGAAGCUACAAUACCAGCAUCAGCACCAUCACCUCCUCCACCAAUCCUAGACAUAAAGAACUCACCACAACCACCACCUCCUCCACCAAUCCUAGAUAAAAAAAACUCGACACAGCCACCACCUCCUCCACCAAUUCCAAAUAACAAGAACUUAGCAGGAGCAGCUCCUCCUCCUCCUCCUCCUCCUCCUCCACCAAUACCUCCUAGAAAGAGUCCAGCACCACCUCCUCAUCCACCAAAGGCAAGUGGUUUGAAGUCAUCAUCAAAACCACCAGCUAACCCUAUUGAAAGAAUAGCAGGUACAACAAGUAAGCAAGGCAACACUUCACCUGAGGUAAAACUUAAGCCAUUACAUUGGGAUAAGGUGAAUACCAACCUUGAUCACUCUAUGGUGUGGGACAAAAUUGACCGUGGUUCUUUCAGGGUUGAUGAUGAUCUUAUGGAAGCUCUCUUCGGGUUAGUCGCCACCAACCGAAAUGAUAAUGCCCCCAAAGAAAAUAACUCAACGAGUUCUAGCAGGGAUGCUUUGGCUCCAUCAUCAAAUGCCUUCCUUCUUGACCCAAGAAAAUCACAAAACGUUGCUAUUGUUUUGAAAUCUCUGGCAAUCUCUCGUAAGGAGAUUAUUGACGCACUCAUUGAUGGUCAAGGCCUUAACAUAGAGACCAUUGAAAAGCUUGGUAGAAUAGCCCCAACAGAAGAAGAGCAAUCACUUAUACUUGCAUAUGAAGGAGACCCUUCAAAACUUGCUGAAGCUGAAUCUUUCCUACGUCACAUUCUCAAAGCUGUUCCUUCAGCAUUUAAGCGAUUGAAUGCUUUGCUAUUCAGGUUGAAUUAUGACUCCGAGAUUCUAGAGAUCAAGGAGUUUCUGCAGACCCUUGAGAUCGGGUGCAAGGAGCUUCGAAACCAAGGAAUGUUUGUGAAACUUCUUGAAGCAGUGCUCAAGGCUGGAAAUCGCAUGAAUGCAGGCACUCACAGGGGUAAUGCUCAAGCUUUCAACUUGGCUUCUCUAAGAAAGCUCGCUGAUGUCAAGAGCACUGAUGGAAAAACCACAUUGCUUCACUUUGUUGUUGAAGAAGUUGUUCGUUCUGAAGGAAAACGUGCUGUUCUAAGUCGCAAUCGCAGUUUGAGUCGUAGUAGCAGUAGGGACAGUAACAGUAGCGGAGACUCUCAAAACUCUUCUGGUUCAAAUGAACAAAGAAAAAGGGAAUAUAUAACACUAGGAUUGCCAGUUGUGGGAGGGAUCAGUUCUGAAUUUUCCAACGUGAAGAAAGCUGCGGUUACAGAUUACAACAGUUUUCUUGCUUCAAUCUCAGCACUCUCAGCCAGGAUUGUUGAGAUUAGAGAACUUGUUUCCCGGUGUGGAAAUGACAAAGGAGGGAACUUUGUGAGAGAAAUGAACCGUUUUCUUGAAAGUGCAGAGGAAGAAUUGAGAUUAGUCAGGGAAGAGCAAACAAGGGUAAUGCAAAUUGUGAAAAGAACAACAGAUUAUUAUCAAGGAGGAGCUUCAAAGGAUAGCGCAGAACACCCUCUAUAUCUAUUUGUCAUAGUUAAGGAUUUUCUGGGAAUGGUUGAUCAAGCAUGCAUUGAGAUUGCUCGAAACAUGCAGAAGAGAAAGACACCUAAGAGCUCAAAAUGGCGACAUUACUUGCUUUGUUUCAUUCAAAAUAUGAAUGAGAUAGCUCCCAGUUUGUGGUGGCUCAUAAGAGAGGAUCUUGUGCUGCCAACUGCUAACCAUUGGAGGUUUGGAAAUACUGUGAAAGCAGUUUUCUUUUGCAUUGAUAGGGCCAGUUCUCGCUGGCAUAUUCAGAAGCUAAAACCAUUCUUUUAG
Messenger RNA from Sphenostylis stenocarpa, 2664 nucleotides. NCBI's taxonomy places the organism in Eukaryota, Viridiplantae, Streptophyta, Magnoliopsida, Fabales, Fabaceae. The record is from the annotation of a GenBank genome assembly.